This is a messenger RNA of Gadus macrocephalus (Pacific cod), 1868 nucleotides long. RefSeq lists its product as uncharacterized. Lineage: Eukaryota; Metazoa; Chordata; Actinopteri; Gadiformes; Gadidae. The record is from RefSeq and is a predicted model, not a curated record. Gene Ontology annotation, molecular function: catalytic activity. The transcript has 3 exons. The coding region runs from base 201 to 1313 and encodes 370 amino acids.
GCGUCCGGACUCAGAACUGCAGCUUUGCUCAAACUUACAGGAAAGGGGUUGAGAGCGAAUACUGCAUUUUAGCUACCGUUACGGGACAGUUCGCGAUCAGCGCAAAUAAACUGUUACUCGUGCUGCUCACACGAUACAUCUUUCAAAACACUACUUAUCUCCAACCUCUCCUUUAAGGAUACGUCACGGUUAAUAUUUGAAUGACUUCCGCUCUGGAUCUUGUGAGAGUGUGUCAUGAUACAAACCAUCAGCACGAUCAUCGUUACAUUGAUCGCUGUCUAUACCUAUUGUACCUUUCUGUACGAGCCGGGAGUAGCCCUCAGGUCAGUUCUCCCCUGCGUUUCAUGUGGUUGAUGAGGUGUCUGGUUCGAAGGAUGUCCUCAUCCCGGUACCGCAACGUCGUGUGGGAGUCUCCAGAGUUGGUAGCCUACCUGCACCCGCGACCCUGGACCCCUGGCUCUGUUAUCCUGGAGCAGAGGGCCACUGGGAGCGGCGAGGCCAGCAUCUUCCAGCUAGGGGAGCCCGAGUACCUGUCCAUGCUGCUGGGGGCCCGGGCAGUAGGGGCCCUGCUCUGUGACAGACUUGGGGUACGCAGGUGUGCGUUGGUCACCAGGCCACAGACCAACACACCAGCACAGAUUCGUAUCCUUCCACUGCACGGCCUUGAUGCUGAGUGGCGCCCCCAUCUGGCCGCGAAGGAGGAGUACUGCCCCUUUGACCCUGGCUACUGCACCUCCAAGAGUGGCCCCCGCUGGAGUGACGCCCAUCUGGCUGACAUCCAAGAAAAGGUCCGGACUGGGCUGCCCUCUCCAGACGCCCCCGCAGACCUCACCUUCCUGGGUGAGGACCCUGGCCACCCAGGACUGUUUUCCCGCAUUGUGCGUGGCGAGGAGCCCCAGUGGCGUGUGUGGGAGGACCGUGGCCACGUGGCCUUCCUCACCCCCUUCCCCAACGCCCCCGGGCUCACCGUGGUCGUUCCGCGGCGGCCGCUGACCUCCGAUAUCUUCCGGUUGGAAAGGGGGGAUUACGAGGCCCUGGCGUUGGCAACCCGGCAGGUAGCCGCGCUCAUAGGGGAGGGGCUUGAAGCCAAGGGCGUGGGGCUUAUCUUUGAGGGCUUCGAGAUCGACUACGCUCACGCCAAGCUGAUUCCGCUGCUGUCGUCUCUGUCGGCAUUUGGGGAGGGCGAUACCCCGUCGGAGCCGCGCCCGGCCCAGUUCCAUUCCACGUACCCCGGGUUCGUGACCUCUGAGGACGGGCCCGAGGCGAGCCUGGAGAGUUUGAAAGAGAUCCACAACCAAAUCACUCAACUUUAACCUCAGCCCCCUCAACAGCUAGAGAACUAUUGUGUGCACAUGCUCUAUGGAAGUGCCGGACUAUAGAAUUGCUGGGAAAGGAUGGUUGCUGGGAUCCGGCGGUUCGUGCUGUGAAUACCUUUUGAUUAUGAUUGUGAACAAUGCAUUUAAAACCAGGGAGGAAAAAGAUGAUACACAUCUUGAUUCUGAGGAGCUUGUGUACCAAUUGUGUACCAAUUGUCAAAAACAUGUACGCCUUGUAUCUGCUACAUACAUGUGAUAGAUUAUAUUAUACAAUAUGAGUAUUGUACAGAAUAAUUUUGUACUGCUCUCAUAAUAUUUAUUUUGUAUCAGACAAUGUAUUUCAAUUUUCUUCUAGAUAUCCAAUGUAAAAUUUCAUUUCAUUGUAUUUCAUUGCUAUAUGUGCCAUUAAAUGUAAGUAAGCAAAACGUUAUUUUUAAACUACAUUGAAGAAAUGGCAAAUUAAUUGUAUUCAUAUUUACUACACUUCUAUAUAUAGUUGCAUAAAAACUGUAUUCUGAAUUACAACAAACAAUAUAAGUCUGUAACCAUCGA